Messenger RNA from Papaver somniferum (opium poppy), 1086 nucleotides. Its product is annotated as auxin-responsive protein IAA14-like. The transcript has 5 exons. The record is from RefSeq and is a predicted model, not a curated record. Gene Ontology annotation, cellular component: nucleus. Lineage: Eukaryota; Viridiplantae; Streptophyta; Magnoliopsida; Ranunculales; Papaveraceae. Gene Ontology annotation, molecular function: protein binding. Gene Ontology annotation, biological process: regulation of DNA-templated transcription. The coding region runs from base 104 to 742 and encodes 212 amino acids.
CUUCAAAAUCACAUUUUCACAAAAUCACAUUCACAAGAAUCACAAAUUCAACCUCUGAAUAUUUUUGGAAGAAACAAAGUUAACUAGAAAAGGAAAUUUUUUAAUGGAUACGUUGCCGAUAAAGUUACCGGAAUCUGAUACCAAAGGUUUGAUGAAUUUCAAGGAGACGGAAUUAACUUUAGGUUUGCCUGGUGAAUCAAGAACAAGUGACAGGGAAAAUCUCAAUGGAGAAGGAAAAAUGAAUAAUCUGAAACGUGGAUUUUCUGAAACAAUUGAUCUCAAGCUCGGAACUGAUAAAGAUUGUCGUGGCGACGAUGAAAUUCAGUCGGAAAUUCAGAGAUCUGGAAAAGUUCCUGCUCGCAAGGCACAGGUUGUUGGGUGGCCGCCGGUGAGGUCAUUUAGAAAGAAUAUUACCACGAAGAAGACGAGUUGUACGUAUGUUAAAGUAGGAUUAGAUGGAGCACCUUAUUUAAGGAAAGUGGAUCUGGAGAUGUAUGCUUCUUAUCAAGAACUUCUUGAUGCUGUUGAAAAAAUGUUCACCAUUACUCGUAAUCAAAAUAAAUUAAUGGAUCCAGUAAAUGGAACUGAAUAUGUACCAACUUAUGAAGAUAAAGAUGGUGAUUGGAUGUUAGUCGGUGAUGUUCCAUGGAAGAUGUUUGUUGAAUCAUGUAGAAGAAUCCGAUUAAUGAAAAGUUCAGAGGCAGGUUGUUUAGCUCCCAGAACACCUCCUAAAUGCACAUGAAGAAGAGAAGGAGAAACUAAUGAUGUUUGCAAAGGUGCAGAUUUGUACAGAGAUUGGAUCUGCCUUUUGGCCUAGUUUUGAGGAACAAUUAUAUUUUUAUUGUUCCCAAUUCCUUUCUUUUUUGUUUUAGUAUAUCAGAGGGGAGGAGUAGACUAUUAUAGAGAGAGUGAGAACUGAGAAGAAGAAAAUAAAGACUAAUUUAAGAUCUGCCUGUAACGUUUAAUUAAUCUAGGGUUUUAAUUAAUUUUUUGUUAUUGUGGGAGAAUUAUUCAUAUAUAAAUAUAUGUAUGUAGUUAUUAUACUCAGAAAACAUUUUUAAGUUAUUGAAUUCAUGCUUUGGUUAA